This is a messenger RNA of Lindgomyces ingoldianus, 1170 nucleotides long. RefSeq lists its product as uncharacterized. The record is from RefSeq and is a predicted model, not a curated record. The coding region runs from base 1 to 1170 and encodes 389 amino acids. The transcript has 9 exons. Lineage: Eukaryota; Fungi; Ascomycota; Dothideomycetes; Pleosporales; Lindgomycetaceae.
AUGGUACGUGGGAGGGAUAUCAUACGAGUAAACACGUCGGAGUGCGCUGCCAAUGAGGGAUGCUACGACGCACCCCAGGGCGAAAAGGUGAAGGACAAGCGCACAAACAUGGCGAGGGGGAAGCUGGGGAAGGGAUACGAAUGCGGCAAAGACCUCGCAGAGCGGUGCUUGGCGAGGGGCAGGGGCUCGAGCUUAGGAUUUGCCUCUGAAUGGUCCACUUUAAGUGACUUCAUCAAAUUAAAUUGCGGGUGCGAUCCUAUCCCUGCGCAAUCAUUGAAUGGUCUUGUGACACAACAUGGCAUUCACGAUGUUUUGAAGGAAGAUGAGAAUGGUGAGCGAACCCAGCCAAAUGUCUCGCUAAGCUGUUGCAUCAGCCAGCCCAUCGGCUCUCCGCAGCCUGCAAUCGUGUGUUCAAGACGCCGACUUCGUUUUAUUCAGUGUAGUCUCUUUAAGCAUAUGUGCAUCACAAAUAAUCCCCCCCGGGGCAUGGGCAACUCCACGCGCACUGGCAAAGGCGCAGAUGGUCUUGUGGAGCACGAAACUUUUCUGAAAAGGGGACCCUAUGUAGGAAAGUAUCGCGAGACCAUCCGAUCUAAUUUCUUCAUCACCACACUCCAACGGGGUGGAACUUCAGAUACGAGCCUUGCCCUUCAUCGCUUAGACUUUGACUCUAUAUCCAAAGCAAAGCGUUUCCACAGUGCAUAUCGCAGGCCAAUAUUCCAACAUCUCAAAAUGGUUUGCAUAUCCUCGAAAUCAUUCGACUUAAUCACAUUCCGUCCCUCACCUCAACCUGCCUUCAAAGAAGGCAUGGGCCAUCCUGCAUUCGAAUACGACGUAGCAGAGCAAUACAAACGGCAGAAGCGAAGAAGAACAAGAAGAAGUUGGGCGAUUUCGGGAGCAGCAGCAGCGAGUAGUAGUAGUGGUGGUGGAGGUAGUGUUUUGAUGGGUGAAGGAGGGGAUUGGCUGAGAAAUAUGGACUCCGGUUUAGCGGUCCCUUUCCGGUUUAGCGCUGGCGUUCUGAUCGCUCCGUCAUUUUAUCCGGCCUCGUUUCUAUUGUCAUCUUCGAAAAAGCCGCCUCUUGCCUUUGUGGUCCUCAUUCCUUCUCCCUUCUCCUCCAAUUUUCCUUUCCACACCUUGCUUUCUCACCACUUCUCCUCCUUUCCUUCCUAA